AUAGAGCUGCAAAGAGAGCUGCAAAGAGAACUGCAAAGAGUCGGACCCCCACCAGCCGUAUCGCGCCUGCCAUACAGUACACCCGAAUACGCAGACCGCCAGCGUGCUAUGCGCCCAACGGCACCCUCGUCCCCCCCUCGACACGACCAGCACGUCCGGCCAGCAUGGACAUAAGCCACAUCCCCACCAUGGACUCGACGCGGUACAGCAAUCGCCGCAUAAACAGCGUGCAGACCCGCGAACGGCUGCAGCGACACAGCUCAGCGGCCUCGUCGGGGGUGAGCAGGCGCCCUGUCUCCGCCCAAGACGCGUACCUCUUUGCCCUCCGCGUGGGCUACCUCCACUACCUGCUCCAGCCCCGCCAGAAGCGCAUACAGCAUGUGGCGGCCCCAAAGCCCGUCCAGCGCAUCGCCACCAACACCGCUGCGACCAUCAUGUCCGAGGUCUCUUCGAUCAGAGAGUCAAAGAGCACCAAGUUCCCGAACGGCUUCAUGGGCGAGCUCGAGAAGCGCAUGACAAAGGUGCUCAUGGGCACCGAGAAGAUGCCUGAGUUCAGGGACCCCAACGUCAAGCGCACCUUCGCCGUCUUCUUGAACGCCUUCAAGGAGCCGCAAGCCAGGAGGAACAUGGAGCAGGACAGGAAGGUCGAGGGGCUGGUUCUGAUGUUCUUCUCCAACGCCACAAAGGAGAUGGGCAGAGGCAAGCAGCCCGGCGACGACAGCUGGAAGCUAAUGGUUGACCGACACCUGGCCCUGUUUAUCCGCCUGAUCAGCUCGACGCUAAGGGACCACGACUGGCAGCGAGACAGGCCAGAACUGCUCCAGCGACUGCAGAACAUGGAGAAGAAGCUCUUGGUGCACGACCAGGAUCUGACAGCCGACAGCACGCGCAAUGGAGGGCAGGGCGGCACCACGAUCGAGGUACUGGUGGAACGCUCUUACGAGAUUAAAGACAUGCCGCUUGUUUUGAUUGUCUCACGCAUCUUCUCCGUGUCCUACUCGGAUGUCCAGGCAGAUAUCAACAGAUACAAGGAGACCUGCACCGAAAAAGCAGCCUUGCUGGACCUCAAGACAUACCAGACGAAUCUGAGUCUGAUGACAAGAAAGACACUGAGCUCGGAAGACUUUGAAUCGGAAGAGGCAUAUGAGCUAUGGAAGAGCCAAGAAACUUCCGAGCUAUCACGCUUGAUCUUGGAGCUCAUGCAAGCAAAUCCAGACCUAGCAAAAGGCUCGACAGCAGCAGCUCAGAUCAGAUCACACAACGCAUCAGUCGACCUGGGCUCGCGGCAAGGCUCGCAGUCGUCUGAAAGUGGAGCAUACGGACUUGAUCAGGCCUUGGAUGGACUCAGCAUGCGCGACGACCUGGCCAAUGGCGACGAAUCAUACACCUUCAUCCCACCAGACCCCCGCAGCUACUAUCGCGCUAUCCUCAAGGAGGCGCUUACGUAUGAUCUCGCCGAUGCGCAGCAAAAUGAAGGAGUCAACGAGUACAUUGGCAUGCUCUCCAAACAGUCGCACGAUCUUUUGAGCGAAGUUGCGCAUCGGUGGAGACUGACGCUGCCUUCGCGAUUCAUCCUGUAUCUGGACGUCGUCCGAGAGAAAUACCUGGACCAAGAGCUGGAUCUUGAUACGUUGGACGCCGCAUUCAACUACGUCAAGGAGCCACCACCAGCGACAGACAAGAAGGCGAACAGGAUGAGCGUGAUGCAGAUGCCGCCACCGGACAUAUUGUCAGACCGCUCGAGAUGGACAGUGCACGACGCCCUGCUCAAUCAGCAAAUCUUAUCGUCACUCCACGAUACCUUGUUGCGAGAGUUGUUCGAGUUGAUGAUGUUCGUAUACGACACGAAAGCGCCACCGCUCGGCCCCAUCAUGUACAUCAUGACCAGCCACAUCUACGAGGACCCUACGUUUGACGUGCCCGACGAGGACCUGAACCAGUUCACAGAGCAGCUGCGCCUGGCCCUCCGACGGAAAGCAGGUGAUGUGUAUGGGGAGAUGCUGGCGAAGAAUAUCCCGGACACCAAGGAGGAUUGGGAGUUCUACCACGUGAUUGAGCUUGGGCGCGCCGUGGUGAAGUUGUGUGAGAAGAUCCAGAAGCGAUACCGCAAGAACCCCGAGGUCAUGGGUGUCAGCCCGAUGAUGUGUCUAGUGGAGGAGAUGUUCCCUGCGUACGCGACAGACGCGAGGGACAUUGUAGCGCGCAUCAUGGACGUAUUUCGUGCGAAGGGGGAGGAGAUCCCAGUCCAAGAUGGCUUCGAUCUCUACAAGGAAAUGGUCGAGAUUCGACGGAUACACAGCGACGCCUUACCAAACCAGCCAUUUGCCUUUCAGAUUGAGGGCCUGUUGCAGGAUUUCGUUUGGCGAUGGAUUCAGAUGACCGAUGCAAACCUUAUAGGCUGGGUCGACAAUGCAUUCAAGGCGGAUCAGUUCCAAAUCCAGUCACAGAACCCUGUUCCUGCCGACGACGAGCGACACAGUGUCUCGGUCGUGGACAUAUUCCGGUCUUUCAACCAAAGUAUCGAACAGAUCGUGGCCUUGAACUGGGACGACGACCUGCAGUAUGCCAAAUUCAUGACUGCGGUGUCAAAGUCGAUUGGUCUUGCCCUUGCCAGGUACUGUGACCUUGUCGAGCAAAAGUUCGCGAGGGAGAUGGAUCGCUUGACCCCGGAGCAAGAGGCUGCGGCACGACAAACGCGGACACAGCAGUGGGCGUCGAUGGCCAAGGAUCUGUAUGCGCAGAAAGAGGCGGGCGCACCUUUCAAUUUCUACCCCGAGUCACUCGUCAAGCUCAACAAUAUCGAGUACGCCAUGCAGCAGCUCGACAAGCUGGAACGCGAAAUCGGUGUCGACGCAUGUGCAGAAGUGAUUCAGAAGCACGCGCCGCCUCAAACACAGCGCAUGCGCAACAACAACUUCGUCUUCACGAUUAAGAUUAUUGAAGCGGAGGACCUCAAGGCAUGCGACAUGAACGGUCUGAGCGAUCCGUAUGUUGUUCUCGGCGACGAAUACCAGAAGCGCCUCGCGAAAACACGAGUAAUCUACGGCAACCUCAACCCACGCUGGGACGAGACAAUCGAUAUUACCACCAACGGACCGCUCAACAUUGUGGCGACCAUCUGGGAUUGGGACACUCUUGGCGAUCACGACUGUGUCGGUCGAACCUCGCUCAAGCUGGAUCCCUCGCACUUCAGAGAUUACAUGCCGCGCGAGUACUGGCUGGACCUCGACACUCAGGGCCGCCUAUUGCUGCGGGUGAGCAUGGAAGGCGAACGAGACGACAUUCAAUUCUACUUUGGCAAGUCGUUCAGAACGCUUAAGAGGACUGAGCGAGACAUGACACGGAAGAUCACAGACAAGCUAUCGUCUUUCAUCAGCCACACGCUCUCUCGUCGAACGCUGAGAGCGCUACUCAAUCGAGGAAUCUCGGUAACGUCGGUCACCAACUACUUCCGAGCAGCCCGCCCGCAAUCCGUCAUUCAAGGUCCAACAUCGCAGGAUAUCACGCAAGCGCUGGAUCCGCUCUUCAGAUACUUCGACGAGAAUUUUGCCGUCAUGAAGCAGACCCUCACAGAUGCUGCGAUGAUCAUGGUCAUGACUCGCCUGUGGAAGGAGGCAUUGGCGACGAUAGAGUCAUUGCUUGUCCCGCCACUCUCCGACAAGCUGUCCCAGCAGCGCCCACUGACGCAGCAAGAGCUCGACAUCGUCUUCAAGUGGCUCAAACUUUUGUUUGACUUCUUCCACGCCGCCGACGAAGACGGCAACGUCGAAGGUGUACCCAUGGACGUCCUCAAGUCGCCCAAGUACCACGAGCUCCAGAACCUGAACUUCUUCUACUUCGAGUCGACAGAAGACCUCAUCCGCACCAGCGAAGCCAUGGCCGGUGCCAGCGCUCGCAGACAGCAGGAGACAGCAGCUAGGCUGAACAGGCAGUCCGCGCCGCCCACCAUGGGCCACCAUUUUGGUGGUGCGGCGGGCCUUGUGGGUAUGCCGACACGCAAGCACAAGACCAUCAUGCUGAGCAGGAACUUGGGCACGAUGAAGAAGGCGAAGGAGGAGAAGCGGAAGGAGGCACAGGCCGAGCCCAACGAUGACAUGAUCUUGAGGAUACUGCGUAUGAGGCCCGAGGCGGAGAGAUACCUGAAGGAUCGAAGCAGGCAGAAGGAACGACUCGCGGCUGCGCAGGCCGCAGAGAUGAUUGUACGACAGAGCCUGAACGCCGGCGGUGGCCGUAUGACUGGCCUGGGCAUGGGCCGCGGGCGAUAGGACGUCCUGGGGCGUGUUUGAGUAGACCUUUCCUUGCUUAAGAUACCUCUGCAUCGUUGUGUUCGGCAUGGCGUUGUUUCAGGUAGUAUCUAAUAAUAGCCCUACCAACACAUGGAUUUACAGACUCUAACCGCUAACGACCGGCCUGCAGUGCAUUUCAAUAAGACAAGCCAAAAUUAAAUACAGACCACCUGGU
Messenger RNA from Didymella exigua CBS 183.55, 4461 nucleotides. Its product is annotated as C2 domain-containing protein. Lineage: Eukaryota; Fungi; Ascomycota; Dothideomycetes; Pleosporales; Didymellaceae. The transcript has 4 exons. The coding region runs from base 165 to 4265 and encodes 1366 amino acids. The record is from RefSeq and is a predicted model, not a curated record.